Calidris pugnax (ruff) is the source of this 754-nucleotide messenger RNA. RefSeq names its product avidin-like. Lineage: Eukaryota; Metazoa; Chordata; Aves; Charadriiformes; Scolopacidae. Gene Ontology annotation, molecular function: biotin binding. Bases 69 to 626 code for a protein of 185 amino acids. The transcript has 5 exons. The record is from RefSeq and is a predicted model, not a curated record.
GUGGGAGCCGCUCUAUAAAGAGCCCGGCGCAGCGUCGCGGCGGGAUUCGGUUUCGCCGCCGCAGCCCGAUGAGCCGCUUCUUCCUCUCCGUGCUCGCCCUGCCCGCCGGGGGGGCCCUGGCCGCGGCCGCGACGGGGAGCCAGUUGCUCUGCCAAGCAGCCGAGAUCCCCAAGGGGGAAAAUGCCAGUACGAAGGAGGCAAAGGCAAACAACACCAAGUGGUGGCCAAGUUAUGAGAAGAAACACCCCACAAGGAAGACCAAGUGUGACCUGACUGGCUGGUGGAAGAAUGACUUGGGCUCCAAGAUGCUUGUGUCUAAGGUUGACAACCUGGGAAACUUCUCUGGCGAGUACCACACUGCUGUGUCCAGUGCCCAGAAACCCAUUGAGCCAUCCCCCCUGAUUGGCUCCCAGCACUUGGAUGAAGAUGGGCAAUGUACCUUUGGCUUCACUGUAAACUGGAAGUUUUCUGACUCCACAGCUGUCUUCACGGGCCAGUGCUUUGCUGGAGAAGGUGGGGAGGAGGUCCUGCAGUCCACCUGGCUGCUGCGGGAGAAGGUUGACUCUCUGCCCAGUGACUGGAAAGCCACCAGGACUGGCCACAACGUCUUCACUCGGCUGGGCUGAAAGGAGAAGGGGGAAGCCUCUCAUCUCAGUGGGACUUGGAAGACUCAGUGUUUACCAGCAUGAGGGGUGCUAUCAGCUCUAUGUGAAGAUACUCCCCCAAAAAAUAAAGUUUUUUCCUUUAAAUCCAA